Pseudogymnoascus verrucosus is the source of this 786-nucleotide messenger RNA. RefSeq lists its product as uncharacterized. The record is from RefSeq and is a predicted model, not a curated record. Gene Ontology annotation, cellular component: cytosol; nucleus. The transcript has 4 exons. NCBI's taxonomy places the organism in Eukaryota, Fungi, Ascomycota, Leotiomycetes, Thelebolales, Thelebolaceae. The coding region runs from base 1 to 786 and encodes 261 amino acids.
AUGGAGAUGUUGCAAGAGGUGUCUUCUACCAUCCCUGGGUGGAACAAUAGUGAUAUAUCUUAUAUCACCUUCGAUGCCACAAAAGGGCAGCUACCUCGUCGCCAAUCACUGGACGGCUAUGAUGCUGUCGUGAUUACUGGUUCUGGAGCCGGAGCAUAUGACACUGAUUCAUGGGUGCUGAAACUUGUUUCGUUUGUGGCGGAAAUAUACAAAGAUAGACCUGAUAUGAAGCUACUUGGCAGUUGUUUUGGCCAUCAGGUCAUUUGCAAUGCCAUUUUCAAGGCAUCUGAAGAUGGUCCGGCACAAACCGACCUUCCUCCCGUCGUUUCCCGAAAUCCUAAGGGAUGGGAGCUUGGAAUUCAGCUGGUCAAACUGUCACCCGAGUUCCUCGCAAGGUUCGGACCGGUGGGCUCAAAUCCCGAUUCCCCUUCGGAGAUGCGGCUUCAGCUCGUCCACCAAGAUAGAGUAAACGCUAAGUCCAUAACAAAGGCCUUUGUGAGAGUGGGACAAACCGAACUCUGCGAUGUCCAAGGCAUAUAUAAACCGGGACGCGUAUUUAGCCUUCAAGUGCAUCCAGAGUUCAACCCAGAGAUCGCGAUAGAGUGCCGCAAACCCAUCGUGGAGGAGACUGAGUUUGAGGGUAUCAUAAAGAAUGGGUCUGGUGGUGAUGAUCACCUUUACGCUGCUUGCGCUAUUCUGGAGUUCUUGCGUGAGGAAGUUGCUGAGGAGACGGUGGCUAUGGAGGAAGUCACAGAGGAGGAGGUGUUUGGGAAGGGUGCUGUGUGA